GAUUGAAGCAAGUGAAUUCUGAUAAAACUCAACUUUGUUAGAGGGCUUUUUUUAAAAAAAAAAAAAGUUGAUCCACAGUGCAUCAGAGCAAGUUACUACUUUACUUUUGAGUGACUUACAGGUGCUUGCCUGCAUUGCAAUAAAGGACUCAUAUAUUGAGCAAGACUUAUUUAUCUCUUCGUUUCGGAGAGUCUAAUAAACUGUUAUUACAGUUUCUGUACUGACUUUCAAAGUUUUGAAGUCUAAAAAGACAUCUUUAAAAACAAAGACAUGAGCACGGCCAGAACAGAGAACCCUGUUAUAAUGGGUCUAUCCAGUCAGAACGGGCAGUUGAGAGGCCCUGUAAAACCCAGCGGGGGCCCAGGAGGUGGAGGCACACAAACUCAGCAACAGAUGAACCAGCUGAAGAAUGCCAACACAAUCAAUAACGGCACUCAACAGCAAGCACAGAGUAUGACCGCCGCUAUUAAACCUGGUGAUGACUGGAAGAAGACUUUAAAACUCCCUCCAAAGGAUUUGAGAAUCAAAACUUCGGAUGUGACCUCCACAAAAGGAAACGAGUUUGAAGAUUACUGUUUGAAACGGGAGCUGCUGAUGGGAAUUUUUGAAAUGGGCUGGGAAAAACCAUCUCCUAUUCAGGAGGAGAGCAUCCCCAUUGCUUUAUCUGGUAGGGAUAUCUUGGCUAGAGCGAAAAAUGGAACAGGCAAGAGUGGAGCCUACCUCAUUCCUUUACUUGAACGGCUAGACUUAAAGAAGGACAAUAUACAAGCAAUGGUGAUUGUUCCCACCCGUGAACUAGCCCUGCAGGUCAGUCAAAUCUGUAUCCAAGUCAGCAAACACAUGGGAGGUGCCAAAGUGAUGGCAACAACGGGAGGAACCAAUUUACGAGAUGACAUAAUGAGGCUUGAUGAUACAGUACAUGUGGUGAUAGCUACCCCUGGGAGAAUUCUCGAUCUCAUCAAGAAAGGAGUAGCAAAAGUUGAGCAUGUCCAGAUGAUAGUAUUGGAUGAGGCAGAUAAGUUGCUGUCUCAAGAUUUUGUUCAAAUUAUGGAAGACAUUAUUCUCACGCUACCUAAAAACAGACAGAUUUUGCUCUAUUCCGCCACGUUCCCUUUGAGUGUACAGAAGUUCAUGAAUUCCCACUUGCAGAAACCCUAUGAGAUUAAUCUGAUGGAAGAGCUGACCCUGAAGGGUGUUACCCAGUACUAUGCCUAUGUAACUGAGCGUCAGAAAGUACACUGCCUCAAUACGCUGUUUUCCCGGCUUCAGAUCAACCAGUCGAUCAUUUUUUGCAACUCCUCUCAACGGGUUGAAUUGCUAGCCAAAAAGAUCUCCCAGCUGGGCUAUUCCUGUUUCUAUAUCCACGCUAAAAUGAGGCAGGAGCACCGCAAUCGUGUGUUCCACGAUUUCCGAAAUGGCUUAUGCCGCAAUCUUGUUUGCACUGAUCUGUUUACCCGAGGUAUUGAUAUCCAAGCUGUGAAUGUGGUGAUAAACUUUGAUUUUCCAAAGCUGGCAGAGACUUAUCUCCAUCGUAUUGGCAGAUCAGGUCGCUUUGGUCACCUUGGCCUGGCCAUCAACUUGAUCACCUAUGAUGAUCGAUUCAACCUGAAAAGUAUUGAGGAGCAGUUGGGAACUGAAAUUAAACCCAUCCCAAGCAACAUUGACAAGAGCCUGUAUGUGGCAGAAUACCACAGUGAACCUGUAGAAGAUGAGAAACAGUAAACACGCAGGCUUUGAGUACACAUGCCAGAAGGUGAAGCCCUUUGAUCCGGAUCUGUGACACAUCGUUUCUUUGGGGAUACCCUUCUCUUUGUGGGUUUUUCUUCGUCUUUUCAUUUCGGAACUAUGAAGACUUAAAGAGCUCGGCCUUUUUUUCAUUCUAAAUUUGGCAGCAAGGAAGAAAGAAGAUAAAAGGAGGAAUGUCUUUUUGUUUUUCCACUUGUUUGCACUGUGUGCUGAUUGAACAUUAGUUGCACUAACUGCUGGUUUUAAAUUUUGUUUUCUUUGGGUGGGAGGGGCAGCAAGGGAAGAAGAGAAACCCUGAAAAGAGAAGAAUCUUGAUGAACACAAGCUUGUCUGCGAUUUCAAAUUCUUCAACCAUCGACUGAGUGCAUUUCAACUUCUCCCUGGUUACUCAUCUGUUUUUAAGCUAAAGAGCUUGUUACUUAUUCGUGCAAAGUGCCUUAUGCUAUGAGACCAUUCAGAAUAUCACCUUUCCGACAGCCCAAGGAAAUCAACAGCCGUUUUUGGUUUCAGGUCAAAGUUCCCCUCUCUUCCCCCUCUCCUCCUCCCGAAGUACUCAAGCCCAGGGCUGGGAGGUGAAAUGUAUUGGUAAUACUACUUUUUUU
Merops nubicus (carmine bee-eater) is the source of this 2348-nucleotide messenger RNA. RefSeq names its product DEAD (Asp-Glu-Ala-Asp) box helicase 6 (gene DDX6). Gene Ontology annotation, cellular component: P-body; cytoplasmic stress granule. The record is from RefSeq and is a predicted model, not a curated record. The transcript has 14 exons. NCBI's taxonomy places the organism in Eukaryota, Metazoa, Chordata, Aves, Coraciiformes, Meropidae. Bases 271 to 1722 code for a protein of 483 amino acids. Gene Ontology annotation, biological process: cytoplasmic stress granule assembly; P-body assembly. Gene Ontology annotation, molecular function: mRNA binding; RNA helicase activity; ATP binding.